GACGGUCGAGAUUUGCAGCAAAUACUGGAUAGAGGGUUACAUUUUUAUAGUGUAAAUCAUCUUUAAUAAAGGUUUAUCAUUAAAUCUAUUGAUUUAUUUUAAAUUGUUGUCAAAAUUUGUUGUUUUACUUCAAAGCUCUCAAAUUAGAGUAGUCAGACAGCAGUUGAAACAAGGAACAUCUUCACUCACCGCUCACCGCCGCGGACGUUUGCAGAUGAUGAGAUGUCAAAAUCAAAGUUUGGUCCUCUGGUUGGUGCCAUAGAUGAGGGAACUAGCAGCUGUAGGUUUUUGGCAUUUGCGUCGAACACAGCCGAGGUGCUGACUUACCACCAGCGCGAGGUGCGGCUGAUCUACCCGCGCGAGGGAUGGGUCGAACAGGACCCGCUAGAGGUGAUGGAGGCGGUGCACGAGUGCAUAGAGCGCACUGUUGCCAACCUGCGCCACCUGGACAUCGACCCCAGUGCUCUGGUCGCCACGGGCAUCUCCAACCAGCGCGAGACAACUGUCGUCUGGGACAAACUCACUGGCAAGCCGCUCUACAAUGCUAUCGUGUGGCUGGACGUUCGAAACACGGACACCGUGGACCGUAUGGUGGCGAAGACGCGCAACCGCAGCGCAGACUAUUGGAAGCCGGUGUGUGGCCUGCCCAUUAGCACCUACUUCAGCGCCUGCAAGCUGCGGUGGAUGAUGGACCAUGUCCCCGCCGUAACGCGCGCCAUGCGCCAGGGCCGCUGUCUCUUCGGCACUAUCGACACCUGGAUCAUAUGGAACCUGACUGGAGGAGUGAACGGUGGAUUGCAUAUCACCGAUGUGACCAACGCAUCCCGGACCAUGCUCAUGAAUAUCAAAACAAGGGAAUGGGAUCCCACUCUCUGCUCGUUCUUUGGUAUUCCCGAAAAUAUUCUGCCCGAAAUAAGGAGCUCGGCUGAAAUCUAUGGCCACAUUACGUCAGGUGCACUUCUAGGUCUUCCAAUUUCGGGAUGUUUAGGUGACCAGCAAGCAGCUUUAGUGGGACAGAUGUGCUUUGAACAGGGUCAGGCCAAAAAUACAUACGGCACCGGAUGUUUCCUAUUAUACAAUACCGGUACACUGAUUGUGCAGUCAACUCACGGCCUGUUGACAACUGUUGGUUAUCAGCUGGGCAAAAAGGCACCUGUUAUCUACGCACUGGAAGGCUCAAUAGCUAUUGCCGGCGUUGCUAUGAGGUGGCUGCGUGACAACCUGCACCUGCUGAAGCGUGUCGAGGACUCAGCUGGGAUGGCGGGUCGCGCCCGCAGCACUGGUCACGUGGUAUUUGUGCCCGCCUUUUCCGGCCUCUAUGCGCCCUACUGGCGCCAGGAUGCUAGGGGCGUGAUCUGCGGCAUAACAGAGGAGACGUCGAAGGAGAACAUAGUGAAGGCGGCACUGGAGGCGGUGUGCUUUCAGACACGUGACAUCCUGGAGGCGAUGAACGCCGACUGUGGCAUACCCCUCACGAGGCUGCUCGUCGACGGCGGCAUGACCAUCAACAACUAUGUCAUGCAGACACAGGCCGACCUGUGCGGUAUACCUGUCGUGCGCCCGGUGAUGACUGAAACGACGGCGCUGGGCGCUGCUAUGGCGGCCGGGUGCGCGGAUGGCAUCAAGGUGUGGGACAUCCAUAACAUCCACGCCGUGCCCAACGACACCUUCCAUCCAUCCAUCACCGAAGACGGUAAUUAAUCUCAAGCAUAUUCAUGAUAUCAUAUUAUUAUUGCUUUAUUGAAUGAUAGACAAGGAUAUU
Molecule: messenger RNA, 1762 nt
Organism: Nilaparvata lugens (brown planthopper)
Lineage: Eukaryota; Metazoa; Arthropoda; Insecta; Hemiptera; Delphacidae
Product: glycerol kinase
Exons: 11
Coding region: 223-1701 (492 amino acids)
Biological process (GO): triglyceride metabolic process; glycerol-3-phosphate biosynthetic process; glycerol metabolic process
Cellular component (GO): mitochondrion
Molecular function (GO): glycerol kinase activity
Source: RefSeq, a predicted model, not a curated record